AAUUCUUCAUCUCGCGGCUGCCUGACUUCCUUCCGUGCAUUCUUGCACUCCGUCCACGUCCACACUGCCCCACAGAUCAGACCCUGAAGCCCGCCGCUGCCCCCACCAGCCUCUCAAGCAGGGCCUUGCCACGGUGCCGGCAGGUGCCCUGGGCCGGGGGUUCCCUCCAGGCUCGCAGCCCUGAGACCUCCGAGGGCCACCCCUCGAGGGCGGCCAGGCCCCCGGUGGCCAGCCCGAGUGCUGCCUCUGCCCCCACCCCUGCUGGGUCCAGGUCUCGCUGGUCCCCCAGAUGCCUGGCUGAGACCCAGCAGUGGCCCAGGCUGCCCACACCUCCUCCUCCUGGCCCCCGAGGUAGGCUGUGCAGCCGACAACUCCUUGGGCGUCAGGCAGCUAACGGACGCAGCCGCCAGCCCGAGCAGCAGCGGCAUGGGCAGCGCCAGCCCGGGCCUGAGCAGCGUGCCCCCUGGCCGCCUCCUGCUGCCUCCCGACGCCGUGUCGCGGACGGGCUUGGAGAAGGUGGCCGCGGGGGCGGCGGGGCCCGAGCGACGGGACUGGAGUCCCAGCCCCCCAGCCACGCCUGAGCAGGGCCUGUCCGCCUUCUAUCUCUCCUACUUCGACAUGCUGUACCCCGAGGACGGCAGCUGGGCGGGCAAAGGCCCUGGGGCCGGUGCUCGGGGGGAGCCGCCCGAGGAGCCCGAGCAGUGCCCGGUCAUCGACAGCCAGGCCCCGGGGGGCGGCCUGGACUUGGUGCCGGCCGGGCUGGCGCUGGAGGAGCACUCGCUGGAGCAGGUGCAGUCCAUGGUGGUGGGCGAGGUGCUCAAGGACAUCGAGACAGCCUGCAAGUUGCUCAACAUCACCCCAGACCCCGUGGACUGGAGCCCUGGCAACGUGCAGAAGUGGCUCCUGUGGACGGAACACCAGUACCGGCUGCCCCCCGUGGGCAAGGCCUUCCAGGAGCUGGGGGGCAAGGAGCUGUGCGCCAUGUCAGAGGAGCAGUUCCGCCAGCGCUCGCCCCUGGGCGGGGAUGUACUGCACGCCCACCUGGACAUCUGGAAGUCAGCUCCCCCAGGCAUCUUCAAAAUCGAGGACUCUGCCCAGGUGGCCCGGCUGUGGGGCAUUCGCAAGAACCGUCCUGCCAUGAACUACGACAAGCUGAGCCGCUCCAUCCGCCAGUAUUACAAGAAGGGCAUCAUCCGGAAGCCGGACAUCUCUCAGCGCCUCGUCUACCAGUUUGUGCACCCCAUCUGA
This is a messenger RNA of Carlito syrichta (Philippine tarsier), 1248 nucleotides long. RefSeq names its product SAM pointed domain containing ETS transcription factor (gene SPDEF). Gene Ontology annotation, molecular function: sequence-specific DNA binding; DNA-binding transcription factor activity, RNA polymerase II-specific. The record is from RefSeq and is a predicted model, not a curated record. Gene Ontology annotation, biological process: regulation of transcription by RNA polymerase II; cell differentiation. Gene Ontology annotation, cellular component: nucleus. The transcript is spliced from 4 exons. The coding region runs from base 427 to 1248 and encodes 273 amino acids. NCBI's taxonomy places the organism in Eukaryota, Metazoa, Chordata, Mammalia, Primates, Tarsiidae.